This is a messenger RNA of Canariomyces notabilis, 1639 nucleotides long. RefSeq lists its product as uncharacterized. Gene Ontology annotation, molecular function: transcription cis-regulatory region binding; DNA-binding transcription activator activity, RNA polymerase II-specific. Gene Ontology annotation, cellular component: RNA polymerase II transcription regulator complex. Bases 275 to 1495 code for a protein of 406 amino acids. Gene Ontology annotation, biological process: regulation of DNA-templated transcription. NCBI's taxonomy places the organism in Eukaryota, Fungi, Ascomycota, Sordariomycetes, Sordariales, Chaetomiaceae. The transcript has 4 exons. The record is from RefSeq and is a predicted model, not a curated record.
UUUGUCGCUGCCGGAGUGUGCCUGCCGCACUGAAUUCAGGCGGUUACAGUGCUGAGAUCCCGCCUCACACCACUGCCGCUGCCCCGCACACUGGGCAGAAUUCCCUGCUUGUCAGUGGUGGCAGCGCAGUGUGGUGCCCCUCGGCCCCCCCAAAAAUUACCCCUAUCUUUGACUUGAGCAUUGCCGCCAAAGUCAACAGGGUCCGGUUGCCUUAUCGUGCGCCUGCUUCUGCCGAGGGUGUAAUUCUCGGUAUUCGUCCGGUGCAGGCGGGGAUAUGUCUGAUAAGAUGUCCGUCGAUAAAAAAGAUCCGCCCAAAGAGGAAAGUGAAGAGUCAAUGGAGUCGAGCCCGGAGGGUGAGGCUCCUCCUGCACCCCCUACUCAGACCGAAAAUCAACAACCGAAGCGGAAAGGGGGCCGGAAGCCGAUCUAUGCAACUUCCGAGGAGAGAAAACAAAGGAACCGUCAGGCUCAGGCGGCUUUCAGAGAGCGCCGGACCGAGUACAUUAAGCAACUCGAGGAAGCCAUCAGGACUCAUGAGCAGAAUUUGGCCAACCUUCAGGCUGCCCAUCGCCAUGCCGCCGACGAGUGUUUGAUGUUGCGUUACAAAAACUCGCUUCUGGAACGCAUCCUGUUGGAGAAAGGGAUCGAUGUGCAAGCUGAACUGCGGGCCAAAACCGGCAGCCCAAAUCUUGGACCAACCCAUGUGCCCCAGAAUUUGGUACAGCCACCGCCCAUUCAACGGGCCAUCUUGAACAGACACCAUGCCCGCAGGUCGAAUUCCAGCAUUGCGCCGAAACUAGAGCCAGGGGUCAACAUGUCCCCCUUGCCGCCUCCAAUUCAUCCCCAUCCCUCAGCGCUCUCCCCCAAGAGUCGGCAUACUCCUUCCUCUCACUCGGCCUCACCAACGGCGACGACGUCAUUCGGAUCCCAACACGGCGCUUCUCCCGCGGGAUCCGACCAUCUAAAUCCCCCCGUCCGACCGUCGAUGCCGCCGCCGACGACGAUGAAGGCGCCGCCACCACCCCACUUAGCUCCAUUGCAUGGGUUACCCGGACCUCGACAAAUGCAGAUUCCGGGACUUCAGCAGGCGCCCAGUCACGUACGAGGAGGGGUCACGGGGAACGCGGCUCCGUUCUACCCUACGCCUUCUUUUCAGAACCAUAUUGAGCAGCUCGAACAGGAAUACGAUGCCGCUCCCGAGAUGAUGGACGACGAUCCCCCGGAUACCCCGAGCGGGCCCGGCCCCUACCCUGGUCCGACAUACACGGCCGAAACGCAACCCAUGGCGCUGUCGUCUCCGGUCACCACUGGGCCGCCUGGCAACCAACAGAUCGCUGGGCAAUCGCCCAUUGAUAACACACCUCACAGCCAGCACCCACCUUAUCCCUCCAUGACGCAGCUAAUCGAUCCCGGCUACGAUUUCGAUCCCUUUGGCUUGAGCGCAAGCAUGGCUUUUCCCACUCAGUUCACGUUCGAUACCAGCAACAUGCGGUGAAAGUGCUGAUCCCACGGAAUGGGAGAACGACGGUUGUUGACGGGGCGCCUCACCCCGCCAGGUACGAAGCCUCUUUUGGUUCUUGAGAGCGAGAUUGCACCACUAUUUGCACCCAGGACCACACUGGAAACCAUCCAGAGCAUU